Messenger RNA from Thermothelomyces thermophilus ATCC 42464, 339 nucleotides. RefSeq lists its product as uncharacterized. Bases 29 to 292 code for a protein of 87 amino acids. The transcript has 2 exons. The record is from RefSeq and is a predicted model, not a curated record. Lineage: Eukaryota; Fungi; Ascomycota; Sordariomycetes; Sordariales; Chaetomiaceae.
CUCCCAGACCAGCACCGACCUCGAAAAGAUGACCGAGGAGGAGCGCGCUCGAGUGAGUCAUUGCAUCGAGCUGACGCAGAACGGUAAAGGUGCUAUGGGAGAUCGGAUCGAGGCCAUGAAGGAGAGAAGAGGAAGAAGGCCAGGGCCGAACAGGGCCAGGGAGCGUCGUGUCCCCAGCCUGUCCCCGCAGUCGCCACCACUGCCGAGCCGGCGAAAGCCCCGACGGGAGAGGAACCCCUGGCCGAUGAGGUUUGUACAGACAUCAUUUUCGCGUCUCCCGGUCAGACUCUGAGCUCACUCCUGCAGGACAUGGACGGAUGAUAAUUUACCAUUGCUAUA